Molecule: messenger RNA, 3358 nt
Organism: Vigna angularis (adzuki bean)
Lineage: Eukaryota; Viridiplantae; Streptophyta; Magnoliopsida; Fabales; Fabaceae
Product: pentatricopeptide repeat-containing protein At5g39350
Exons: 2
Coding region: 213-2216 (667 amino acids)
Biological process (GO): RNA modification
Molecular function (GO): RNA binding; protein binding
Source: RefSeq, a predicted model, not a curated record
CCUUAACAGCAACACUCCCUUGUCUUCGAAUUUCCAGAUAGAGCCUAAAGGCAUAUCUUUUUGCCCAUUUUCUGAUCUCUUCACUUAUGUUUUUUUUGCAUGAAUUAUUAUAAUUUUUCAUUUAGACCAAAAAAAUUGAACUGGGUCCAGGUAAACCGAAACCUAUAAUCUUAGGAGCAUCAACUUGCAUAAACGAAUUAACGAACGGUUCAAUGAAGAAAGCCAAGAUGCUUGUGACCACUGCAGCACAGUGCGAAUCGUUAUUGCGAAAAUGUUCGUCUUUGCAAUCCUUUUCCGAAACCAAAAAACUGCACGCAUUCAUGCUCACACUUGGUCUAUUCUCUUCCCCCGAGCUUUGCUCUAAACUUGCCACAACAUACGCGCAAUGCCACCACGCUUCCUAUGCAUCCCACCUGUUUAAGAAGUUGCCUCAACCGAGUUUGUUCUCCUGGAAUGCUAUGAUGAGGAUGUAUGUCCAAAUUGGGCGCCCCUUUGACGCCCUCAACUUGUUUGUUGAAAUGCUUGACUUGGGUCAGACCUUGCCUGACAAAUUCACUUACCCGGUUGUUAUCAAGGCUUGUGGUGACCUGUCUUUGAUUGAUGUGGGAGUUGGAGUUCAUGGGCAGGCCUGUAAGUUUGGUUUCGAUUCUGACACAUUCGUCCAGAACACUUUGUUGGCAAUGUAUAUGAAUGCUGGGGAGAAAGAAACAGCCCAACUGGUUUUUGACUUGAUGCAGGAACGGACUGUGAUUUCUUGGAAUACCAUGAUAAAUGGGUACAUUCGGAAUAACUGUGCCGAGGAUGCACUGAGGGUUUAUGAUAGAAUGGUGGAUGAGGGUGUGGAGCCUGAUUGUGCAACCGUGGUUUCAGUAUUGCCUGCUUGUGGGCUUUUGAAAAAUCAGGAGGUUGGGAGGAAGGUUCACCGGUUGGUUCAGGAGAAAGGAUUUUGGGGAAAUAUUGUAGUUAGGAAUGCAUUGCUGGACAUGUAUGUUAAGUGUGCUCAGAUGAAAGAAGCGCGCGUGCUAGCGAAUCAGAUGGAUGAGAAAGAUGUAGUAACAUGGACAACUUUGAUUAAUGGAUACAUUCUGAAUGGGGAUGCUAGAAGUGCUUUAAUGCUUUGUCGCAUGAUGCAGUGUGAAGGAGUGAAACCUAAUUCUGUAAGUAUAGCUUCUAUACUAUCAGCAUGUGGCAGUUUGGUUUAUUUGAAACAUGGCAAGUGUCUCCAUGCAUGGGCAAUAAGGCAAAAGCUCGAUUCUGAGGUCAUUGUGGAAACUGCCUUGAUUGAUAUGUACGCCAAAUGUAAUCACGGCAACGUCAGUUAUAAAGUGUUUAUGGGAACCUCUAAGAAGAGAACGGCCCCAUGGAAUGCUCUUCUAUCUGGGUUCGUACAAAAUAAGCUUGCAGUAGAAGCAAUAAAACUUUUUAAGCAAAUGUUAGUGAAAAGUGUACAACCUGACAAUGCAACCUGUAAGAGUCUUCUUCCUGCAUAUGCUAUUCUUGCCGAUCUCCUACAGGCAAUGAACAUUCAUUCUUACCUUAUGAAAUCUGGAUUUAUUUACAGACUUGAAGUAGCAAGUAUUCUAGUCGAUAUAUACUCAAAGUGUGGAAGUUUAGGAUAUGCUCACCAGAUUUUUAAUAUAAUUCCUCUAAAGGACAAGGAUAUUAUUAUUUGGAGUGCAAUAAUUUCUGCAUAUGGAAAACAUGGGCAUGGAAAAAUGGCGGUGAAACUUUUCAAUCAGAUGGUACAAUCUGGAGUAAAACCAAAUCAAGUCACCAUCACCUGUGUUCUACAGGCGUGCAGCCAUGCCGGUUUGGUUGACGAGGGUUUUUCUCUGUUCAAAUUUAUGCUCAAGCAACAGCAAAUUAUUCCGCAUGUUGAUCAUUAUACUUGCAUUAUUGAUCUUCUUGGACGUGCUGGUAGACUGAACGAUGCUUAUAGCCUUAUUAGAUCAAUGCCUAUAACACCUAACCAUGCUGUAUGGGGUGCACUGCUGGGAGCUUGUGUGAUUCAUGAGAAUGUUGAACUUGGAGAGGUAGCUGCUAGGUGGACUUUUGAGCUUGAGCCUGAAAACACCGGUAAUUAUGUUUUGUUGGCAAAACUUUAUGCUGCUGUAGGAAGAUGGAGAGAUGCAGAGAAGGUUAGAGAUAUCAUGGCAAAUGAGGCGGGACUAAGAAAACUACCUGCUCACAGUUUAGUCGAGGUUAGAGAUAUGUGAAUCGAACAUGGUCAUUUGGACUACAAUGCACAACCAAUAAAACUCUGUUUCAAAUGAUAGUCGUCAUUAUUGGCAUAGUUAUGAAGAGCCUACAAAACGUGAAAGUUCCUCUAUAGAGGUGGAAAUGCCUACUUGUCAUUAUUCUAAUUAUGAUGGACGGAAAUGUCUUUGCUUCCAUAAUCUCUCAGCACGCAGAGUUCAACAAAGAGAUUUUGGCCAAUUUUCUUGAUGCACGUCUGUUGAGGUACAAUGGCCACUACCAAAAAGUGCCAAAUUUCAAGGGAUUUCAGACACAUUCAUCAUCAACUGAUAAGCUUCCCAGUUGCCAUGUUUGUGGUAUAACGAUAAAUUUUUUGGAGUUAUUCAUAAUUUUGCCUUUUGCAAUGGCUGCUGGUUGUUGUUGAUCCCUUAGACUGGCCACUACAACUCAUUCUCUCAUUUUCUUGGUAAGUAAUUUAAUGGUUAUAAAACAAAUUAUAUCUUCUGUUCUUGAAUUUUGGUUCUUUGCAGCAAGAUGGCAAGGAUGACACUGACUGGGGAAAGAGACAGGGGGGAUAUUGGUCGGUGGUGCCACCUAUUCUUAUAUUUUAUGCAACCGCUUGUUGGCUAUGUUGAUCAUGAUCAACAUUAUGACUUAGCUUGCUUCCGAUGCAUCUGUGCUUUUUGUUUAAUGGCUCUGUCUCUAUGAAGACUUAGAUACUACUGUCAAUAUGUAACUUGUACUAUUUAGCUAAACUGUGGCAGGUAAAAGAAGCUAGGUUCUAACCCAAAACUCUGUUCUUGACUGUGUUCCAUCUUAAAUAAUUGGGGCCAUUAUCAAACUAUUCUGAAAAGAAAAGGUGGAGCUGAAAAACAUUCAUUUAACAAUUCUGCAGUAACACAUCUCUUUGAUAUAUGUCUUGUUUCUUGCCCUUGUUUAUUUUGAAGACUAUCAAAUCACAAAGUUCAACCGAAGGUUGGUGCAGAGAGUUUAUUUGAAUUAUCUCAGUGUUCACAUGUAGACUGUUCUACCGAGAAGGGCGAUAUAUUAAGGAAAAAAAAAAGAAUGUUACAGGAUUAAUAAGUAACAAAUGUAGCUUUUAAUUUUGUAAAUUAAUGAAAUAAUCUUAUUUAUCAAAUAUUUUAGUUUGAUCAAUCAAGCU